Molecule: messenger RNA, 846 nt
Organism: Brenthis ino (lesser marbled fritillary)
Lineage: Eukaryota; Metazoa; Arthropoda; Insecta; Lepidoptera; Nymphalidae
Source: the annotation of a GenBank genome assembly
AUGACUGAAAAAACAAAAAAACGCAAGAGAACAACAAAUCCACAAUCUAACCAAACUGUAUGUAAAAGAGGUGCAAUAGACGCAAAUUGGCAAAAAUUACUAUCAAGCACGUUAAUGGAUGAUAAGAAAGAGAAAAUUGAGGAAAAUAAAGAUAAUUAUACAGGUACCUUUCGUCGAGCUCGCAAGAAAAACAAAGAUAUAAUAAACAACGUUAACUUUAAUAAUUUAAAUAUUAAUAAUAAAGAACCAAGUGGGGAUGAAUGUAGUAAAAAGGUAGAAAGUACAGUGAAAGAAAUUAAGAAGAAUAAAUUAACUAAAUUUGUAGCAAUGGACUGUGAGAUGGUAGGAGUUGGCUAUGAUGGCAAUGAUCACAUGCUAGCUCGUGUGUCCAUAGUAAAUAAGUUCGGAGAUUGCAUAUAUGAUAAAUUCGUUAAAGCAAGAGAAGAAGUCGUUGAUUACAGGACAAAUAUCAGUGGUAUUAGAAAAGAGGAUCUGUUAAACGGUGAAGACUUUACUGUAGUUCAAAAAGAGGUGGCAGAUAUUAUAAAAGGAAAAGUUCUUGUAGGUCAUUCAUUGAAAAAUGAUUUAGGUGUACUAUUUUUGUCUCAUCCUAAACGAAAUAUAAGGGACACAUCCAGAUAUAAACCUUUUAGAAAGAUAACCAAAGGAAGUACACCAUCUUUAAAAAGAUUAGCAAAGGAAAUACUAAACAUUGAGAUACAGCACGGAGAACACAGUUCAAUAGAAGAUGCGAAGGCAGCAAUGCAAUUGUAUUGUACGGUAGCUAAAAAUUGGGAACAAAUUUUAAGUGAAAAGAAAGGUUAUAGUAAAAAAUUUGUUGAAAGU